GAGCCUCUUAAUACUCAAGGCCCUUUGCUGAUGGGAGGAGAGAGAGACUGUCGGUCUGGAUCUGGAGUUCAGUUUUUUUUUCUCAAUAGAAGCAGCACCGAAAGAAGAAAGAAAUGCAAAGGAGGCUACACGGAGGGUAGACGGCCCUGUCAGCAGCCAUCGAGCACUUCGCCGUGGAGAAUUUCUGUGUGCGCUCCUGAGACAAAGAUACCCCUCAUCACUGCCUUUGCUACCAACUUUAAGCACAGAGAAAGCCAAGGCCAGGCACUCCCCAAAGCCUCUGUAUUUGCAGAGAAAAGAGUGUGAGAGAAGGCCUUGUGGUGAGGCUGUCCCAAGAUGGCCGCAAAGCGCAGAGCGACCCCUAGCCUUCAGUUCCAGGGCCCCUUGGAGCAGAUGGCUCGGCGGGGGAUGAAAAUGGAGGAUGAAGAGGAGGAAGCUGAGAAUGCUGAAUUGGAGGAAGGGUGGAGAAGAAAAGGAGAAGCCUCUCGCAGCUCCCGCGAAAAAGAUGGAGGGCUCCCCAGAGGCAGAGCAGCACAACAGAAGGAGCACCAUAACACAGGGCGCUCCCCUCGCUCUGGGUGGAGGAACCCUCGGCUGUCACGGACUGCCGAAUGGGAAGACAGACAAGGGUUAUCGCCCUCUCUGGAGGGGCCAGCGGUUGCCCGCCAGUGGCCCAGAAGUGGACGGGCCAACCGGCACCCUCCAAGCCUCAGUGGGGAUGCCCCAGAGACCCACAAUAGUUUGGACUCUGGGGAAAUUGGUGAAUCUGGUAUGGUGAAAGUGAAGGAAGAAGUCCUAGGAGACGACUCCAUAAGCAUGGAGAUGAAGCGCCAGCGUUUCCGGCAGUUCCGCUACCAGGAGGCUGAGGGCCCCCGCGAAGUCUGCAGCCAGCUCUGGUAUCUUUGCCACCGGUGGCUGAAGCCAGAGAGGCACACCAAGGAGCAGAUUCUGGAGCUGCUCAUCUUGGAGCAAUUCCUGGCCAUCCUGCCACCGGAAAUCCAGAGCUGGGUCCGGGAACAUGAACCGGAGACUUGUUCCCAGGCGGCAGCCUUGGCAGAGGAUUUUCUGCAGAUGAAGCGUGAUGCUGAGAGGAGGGAACAGCAGGUGCUAGGACUGUUUGAAAUGGACAAUGCGGAUUCUCCUGAGGCUGAGCAGCCUUCAUCAGACACUGGGCCAAAGCCCCUAUUCAGAGAAGCCAAGCAAGAGGCUGAUGAAGAAGAGGCCAGCUCUCUGGGGACGCUUGGGCAGGUGGAACCGCGGGCAGGUGGCCCCCUUCCCCUCUACCCAGAGGAGGGUAGCUCUGAUGAUGAGGGCCUAUUGGACCUUGUCUAUGCAGCCAACCUUGAGAUCCACAGCAGGCGGCCACCCCGACGGACCCGCCUCAUCCGGAUGCGCACCCACGAGCUCCAAGUGUCCGAUGAGGAAUGCCUGACCCGCUUCCGACUGGACCGCCAGGCCAUCCAGGACCUGUGCACCCUGCUCGCACCCUACUUGGACGGGGCCUCUGCAAGCCGCAGACACAUCCCCACCCUACAGAAGGUCUUGAUAGCCCUCCAAGUUCUGGGGACUGGCUCCUUCCAGCGGAUGACGGGCGACAACCUCCGGGUGUCCCAGUCUUCUGUUAGCCGCUGUCUGGAUGCCUUCCUGGAAGCCAUGCUCCGCCAUGUGCAUGAGCACAUCACCUUUCCUACCACCGACUCGGAACUUCGCCGCACCCGGGAAGCAUUCUUCGACAUUGCGGGCUUCCCGAACGUCAUCGGGAUUGUAGACUGUACUCACGUGCCCAUCAUAGCGCCAGCGGACAUGCCGGCACUCUACCGCAAUUGCCACAAUUUCCACAGCCUGAAUGUGCAGGCCACCUGUGAUGCGUCAGGGUGCUUUACCCAUGUAUUGGCGAAGUUCCCCGGGAGUGUCCACGAUGCCCGGAUAUUCCAGCUGUCCCAACUGCAGAGGCUACUGGAGUCGUGGCCUGAAGGGAAGGGAUGGCUCUUGGGCGACUGUGGCUACCCCUUGCGUCCUUUCCUCAUGACACCUCACCCCGAUGAAGGCCCAGAACCUGUAGCACGAUACAACGCUACCCACGAAACGACACGGAUGGUGGUGGAGAGGGCCUUUGGGCAGCUCAAGAUGAGAUUCCGCUGCCUCCACUCCACUGGGGGCCGGCUGAUGCUACGCCCCGAGAAGGUGGCCAAGGUGUUUGUGGUGUGUGCCAUGCUGCAUAACAUGGCCCUGCGGCGCCAGCUGCCCAUCAUCAAUGGUGGACAAGGGGUGGACACCGAGGUCCCUGUGCCUCCAUAUCUGGAAACUGAUGGUGUUGUAGAGCAGGAUCCACGGGGGGCAGAUGUGCGGGAGCAAAUAAUCAGCACUUAUUUCUCACCAAAUGAUGUGUGGUUGAGUGAGAAAGAGGAGGAGGAGGAGAAGCAUCAGCCCCUAAGGCUGGAGGAAAUGGGGCCACAUGGGAUGCUAUGUGGAAGAGAUACACAGGAUGCUUCCCAGGCUUAUGAACAUGGAGAGGCCUCUGAAAUGCAGGAAAAAAGACAAUCUGUCCCUGCUUUGGACAUCUGCAAGGUUACAAUGCCAAAGAGUAAAAAUAAGAAAAACGCAAAAUCCAAGGAACCAUUUUGUCAGAGCUUAGGCCUUAAAAGGCACCAGAGCACCAACACAGCAGAGAACCCAGAUACCCGUUUGGACUGUGGCGAAACCUUCCAUGAAAGGUCCAGUCUUCUUAUACACUCUAAAACUCACACGCAGGAGAAACUGUACAGGUGCUUUGACUGUGGGAAGAAUUUUAGUAAGAAGUCACGCCUUAAUAACCACCGGAGAAUCCACACGGGAGACAAACCAUUUAAGUGCUCUGAGUGUGGGAAGACAUUCCGGGUGAGCUCAUUCCUGACCCUUCAUCAGAGGAUCCACACUGGUGAGAAGCCAUACUCCUGCCUCGAUUGUGGGAAAGCCUUCAGUGUGAGAGCAAGCCUGAUUGCCCAUGAGAGAAUCCACACGGGUGAGAAACCCUACAAAUGUUUAGAGUGUGGCAAAUGUUUCUGUCGGAGUUCAGAUCUUUUCAUCCAUCAGAGCAGGCACACAGGUGAGAAACCAUAUCAGUGUUCUGUCUGUGGGAUAAGGUUUGGUGAAACAUCGAAGCUCAUUACGCACUACAGGAUCCACAUGGGAGAAAAAUCGUACAAAUGUUCAGAAUGUGGGAAGAGCUUCAGUCAGAGCUCAUACCUCAAUAGCCACCAGAGAAUCCACACUGGUGAGAGGCCCUACAAGUGCUCCGAAUGCGGGAAAACCUUCAGAGUGAGUUCGUGCUUUAGGAAACACCAAAGAAUACACACGGGAGAGAAACCUUUCCAGUGUCCUGUAUGCGGGGGAAACUUCAGCGUAAGCUCACGUCUCAAUGUGCAUAUGAGAAUUCACAGUGGAGAGAAGCCACACAAGUGCUCAGUGUGCGGGAAAGCAUUUGGGACAAGGUCAAAUCUCAGUAGGCACCAGAGAAUCCACACUGGAGAGAAACCUUAUGAAUGUUCCGUCUGUGGCAAGAGCUUCCGUGGGAGCUCUAGCCUCAUGGCGCAUCAGAGGACGCACACAGACGAGAAGCCAUACAGAUGCCUGGACUGUGGGAAGAGCUUUCGCCAGAGCUCCGAUCUUACUACUCACCAGAGAGUCCACACUGGAGAAAAGCCAUAUGAGUGCUCUGUGUGUGGGAAGAAUUUCAGCCAGAGCUCCAACCUGAGGAGCCACCAAAAAACCCAUGCAGGAGCAAGUAGCUAG
Messenger RNA from Hemicordylus capensis (graceful crag lizard), 3771 nucleotides. RefSeq lists its product as uncharacterized. Lineage: Eukaryota; Metazoa; Chordata; Lepidosauria; Squamata; Cordylidae. The record is from RefSeq and is a predicted model, not a curated record. Gene Ontology annotation, cellular component: nucleus. The transcript is spliced from 7 exons. The coding region runs from base 337 to 3771 and encodes 1144 amino acids.